Messenger RNA from Fusarium pseudograminearum CS3096, 1203 nucleotides. RefSeq lists its product as uncharacterized. Bases 1 to 1203 code for a protein of 400 amino acids. The transcript has 5 exons. The record is from RefSeq and is a predicted model, not a curated record. NCBI's taxonomy places the organism in Eukaryota, Fungi, Ascomycota, Sordariomycetes, Hypocreales, Nectriaceae. Gene Ontology annotation, molecular function: oxidoreductase activity.
AUGGCAUCUCUCAGGGGUACUACUCAAGACAUGCAACGCUCAGACAAUGGCGUCGUUGGUGCAAACUCUGAAAGUUUCAUUGGAGCUUUCCCUACCAAGGAUGUCUCCAGCGCCGCUCUUACUGGUCCCCUCGUCUGGUCUGGUCAAGACUUCCAAGGAGACCAAACCUACACUCUCCGCCUAAGUGACGAGGAGGCUGGCGAAGUCGAGAGCGCCCUUGCCAGUUUCAAAGCUCUCGGUCUCGAUGGUGAUGAAGUCUCGGCAGAUAACUUCCCCCUCCCUAACCUAUCUAGGCGCCUGCGUGCCAGCGCUGAGACUCUGCAUCUCGGCAGAGGUUUCGUUGUUAUCCGUGGCAUUGAUGGCUCCAAGUAUACCGUUGAAGAUAGUGUUACUAUCUUUUUAGGUGUGGCCAGUUACAUUGCCGAUAAGCGCGGUCUCCAGGACCGAAAGGGGAACAUGCUCUCCCAUAUAACUGAUUCAAAAGAGUGGACUACUCCCGCUUACGCGCGUCAUGGUAUUCAUACCAAAGGAUCGCUGCCUUUUCACACUGACAUGGGAUGUGACAUUUUAUCCCUUCAAGUCCGAGACAGCGCCAAUAAGGGAGGAAAUACCUAUCUCAGUUCUUCCUGGGCCGUCUUCAACAAACUACUCGACCGCGAGCCUGAGGUCAUCAAGACUCUGCUAAUCCCCGACUGGCCCGUACAACUCUCCGGCCGCAAAACGACUUUCUAUCUCGCUCCUGUUUUAACAUUCCACGAUGGAAAACUCCUCAUCAGCCUCGAUCCGCACCGCCUCGGCCCGCACCCGAUAUGGAAAAACGGUGUUCCUGCCCUCACAGAAGUUCAGCUAAAUGCUCUCAAAGCUGUAUCAGAUGCUGCUUCGGAAGUUGAACUACAACUAAAGCUAGAGACGGGCGAUCUCUUGUUCUUCAACAACCUUGCCCUCGUCCACCGCCGAGACGCCUACACAGACGAUGAUAAAUCAGCACGGCAUAUGGUGAGACUUUGGCUUCGCAGUCAAAAGUACGGCUGGGCAAUUCCUGAUGGUCUGCUUCCUCCUUGGGAGGCUGCCUAUGGAGAGAAACGCAAGCACAAGACUCGACACUACCCCAUUGUCCCAAUGCCGGAAUAUACUGCGCCGAAAUAUGUCACAAACUCGGCUUGCUUUGUGAUGGAGGACUCGGAUAGUUCUGAUGAGGAAUAG